CAAAAAUACGUGCCAUUUAAGACAUACAUUUGUAACUGCCAUCGCGUUGCAUUGACUUGACCCGGGUGUAACUCCGAGGACUCUAGAACGUAUCGGCCCUAGCAUCAUAAGGACGGGUAAUUGAAAAUCUGGGCUUUAGAUUGUGUAUAUCGAUUUUUGUCACUGUUGGGCAGACGGCUAUGCCUGGAGAAGAUUUCUUUUACCGACGGUACCGCAAGUUGCAAGGAGCAAUGAUAUAAUUGUUGCCAGCCGCAAAAAGAGCUACAACUGGCAACUUAAAGGCACUCCAGUCAACGGCGGCUUUGCACACGCGGCGUUCCGUCUCUUGGGCUUUACAGUUUGCUUCGUCGUUUGCCCAUCAACAACGCAAGCAUGGCAAAGCGGAGCGCGGAAAUUUUCGCUAACCACGAGUCUGUACCGGCCGGCGCGCUUCCGUUCUUUGUGCCCAGCACGAAGCGCAUUCGCAGCGAGGGAUGCGGCGCGCCACCGUCGCCGUCUGACCCGCUCAACUACCAUUAUCAGACACUAUCAUCAUCUUCAGACGAAAUGAAUGACGCAAAUGCAGCAGAUCAGGCCGAAGCUGUUUCCGCGCAUCACUUGGCUGCUGCGCCGUGCUGUAGCUAUGUGCCCUGGCACGCGGGAGCCGGCUUCCAGGGCAUUGGGUCAAUGGAAUAUCUGACUACCUUGGGCAUCAAGACUCCGCCAGAUUGCCUGGACGCACGCCGUUUUCUGGAGCAGCUGGCGGGUUGCCUGCUGGGCUGCCAGCUUGCAAGCUCGGACCGAGCCUCUAACACCGGCGUCGUUGGCGCAAGCUUGGGAACUGCACUGUGGCACUCAUUCGCCGAGCUCAAUGUGCUGCUGGCAAGGCAAUUCUCGGAGCUUCCCACUUCUAUGCUGCGUGGCUACCACAGCUUUACCCGUGCCCCCCGCGCGCAGCUGUGGUUUCGCUUCGCGGCGUCACAGGGAGGCGAGAUGUGCGAGGAGAUGCAGGCCGGUAUGCCGGGCUGGUUGGUGCUGAUGCGGUUCUUGUUAGAGCACAUCCUGGCACCCUAUCCCACCGCGUCGUGUGUUAUGUACACAAUUGAGGUGCCGCCGUGGCUGCGAACUUGGUGCGCUCGCUGGGGCCAAGGAAGUAACACGCCGUUGCGGAUCCUUGCAUUGUUUGCCUAUGAGGCGGCCGGCACACCGUCGCCACGGACACUUUAUGUACCGUGCAUCGAGACCGCUGGUUUCUGA
This is a messenger RNA of Volvox carteri f. nagariensis, 1236 nucleotides long. RefSeq lists its product as uncharacterized. Lineage: Eukaryota; Viridiplantae; Chlorophyta; Chlorophyceae; Chlamydomonadales; Volvocaceae. The record is from RefSeq and is a predicted model, not a curated record. Bases 373 to 1236 code for a protein of 287 amino acids. The transcript has 3 exons.